This is a messenger RNA of Papaver somniferum (opium poppy), 1557 nucleotides long. RefSeq lists its product as uncharacterized. NCBI's taxonomy places the organism in Eukaryota, Viridiplantae, Streptophyta, Magnoliopsida, Ranunculales, Papaveraceae. The transcript is spliced from 2 exons. The record is from RefSeq and is a predicted model, not a curated record. The coding region runs from base 1 to 1557 and encodes 518 amino acids.
AUGCAUCGACGGAGGUUGCAACAACUUGAUGAUGAGGAAGUUGAAGAUAAAGAACUAAUCAACACUGUGAUGCUCAUACAUUUAGACCAAAUACCUAGAGUUCACAAGAAGAUAUACAUAUCUAGGGAGGGAAUGGUUCCACCAGAAUCUGAUGCACAAUUAUUUUCUUCCCAAUUGUGUGUACUCGAUCAUGUUUUCAACGUCGAUUCCGCAUUGCCCCGGUACCUGGUGAUAAAGAUUAUUAAUGAGCUUUGUCCAGUAGAACCUAAAUUUAAUUAUCAUCUUAAUGCACUAAAUAUUAUAGGCCAUAGUCAUGAACAAAAAGUUACUUCGGCUCUAAGGAUUCUAGAUUACGGCAAACCAGCAGAUACGAGCGAUGAGUACCUUCGAUGGAGAGAUCACCCCAAUUUCAGCUAUGCGAAUACGCAAGCAGCAGCUCCAGGGAUGCUUUUUAAUCGCCUUAGUGGUUUCCAACAAAAACCACAACCAGUGCAGAACUCAGAAUCAUCAGAGAUGCUUGCUAUGAUGAAGAAUCUAACCACAAUGGUGCAAAACAAUCAGCAAACGACUGAUGAUGCAAUCAAGGAGUUGCAGACACAAAUGAGCACCAUGGCAGGUAGAUUGAACCUUUUGGAGACGCAAAAUAGUGUGAAACUCCCUUCUCAACCUAUUAAUCCUAGAGAAACUGUUAAUGUUGUAACAUUGAGAAGUGGUACACGAACUGUGCAACCAGAAGAUGCUGAGAAAAGCAAAGACCCCAAGGGGACGGUUUUGGAGAAAGAUAUUACUGACUCUUCCCAAGCCGAUGAGGUACCUAAAACAAACUCUAAACCUCUUGUUUCAACUUAUGUUCCUCCUUUACCUUUUCCUCGCAGGUUCGACAAUGCUAAAAAGGUGGAACAAGACAAGGAGAUUUUAGAUAUAUUCAAAAAGAUUCAUGUGAAUAUCCCGCUGAUAGAUGCAAUUAGGCAAGUUCCUAAGUACACAAGAGUUUUGAAAGACCUAUGCACUAGGAAGAAACGAUUAACCGGUAAUGAGGUGAUGAGUGUGGGGGAAAACGUUUUUUCUAUCCUCCAAAAGAAACUCCCACCUAAAUGCAAGGAUCCUGGUAGUUUCGAUAUACCUGUUGUGAUUGGUAAUAAAAUAUUUGGAAAAUCCAUGCUUGAUUUAGGAGCAUUGUUUAAUGUUAUCCCCGCAUCUAUUUAUGAGUCUUUUAAUUUGGGUCCUUUGAAAGAAACCCGUAUUGUUCUUGAACUAGCUGAUCGUACUAAUGUUUACCCUAUUGGUAUUAUUGAAUAUGUGCUUGUGCAGGUGAAUCAAUUCGUAUUUCCAGCUGAUUUAUGUGUAUUGGAAAUGGAUAGCGGGUAUGAUGCAUCUAUACCGCUGUUAUUGGGGAGGCCUUUCAUGAAAACGGCCAAAACCAUAAUGGAUGUUGACAAAGGAACGCUCACGAUGAAAUUUGAUGAUGAAAAGAUUCGUUCCAAUAUUUUUGGAGCAAUGCGGUAUCCUUGCGACGUUCAUUCGGAUGUUCAUGCUAAUAUCUUAGACGCAGGCUAA